Molecule: messenger RNA, 1076 nt
Organism: Homarus americanus (American lobster)
Lineage: Eukaryota; Metazoa; Arthropoda; Malacostraca; Decapoda; Nephropidae
Product: gamma-aminobutyric acid receptor subunit pi-like
Exons: 2
Coding region: 68-844 (258 amino acids)
Biological process (GO): monoatomic ion transport
Cellular component (GO): membrane
Molecular function (GO): extracellular ligand-gated monoatomic ion channel activity; protein binding
Source: RefSeq, a predicted model, not a curated record
ACAGUAUAUAACCUCAGGGGAACGAGCUUUUCUCCUGUUAACUAAUCUCUAUGGUCAGGUGGAGCUGAUGUUGACACCAUGCAGCGACGAGGAGUACACCUGUGGAGACGGCACCUGCAUCUCUAGGGAUUACAACUGCGACACUUACACUGACUGCCCCGACCAGUCCGACGAGCUCAACUGCGAGAUUGUUAUCGUGCCGAAGGGCUACUCUGAGGAGCUCUUUCCACCAAGCUUUACCAAUGACCCACUGUCGAUCCAGUUCUUCAUCAACAUCACCUCCGUCAGGACCUUUGAUCUGGCUUCCUUCAACGUUGCCAUAGACGCCAUAUGGCACACUAAAUGGUUCGACUCGAGGCUGACGUUCGCCAACUUGGCGAGUAACUAUCAGACCAAUAAAGUUAGACACUGGGAGAGGCUGUGGACGCCAGAACUGCAGGUGACUGACGGCACCAAGAGCCUGGUGAAAGGGGCACAGGUGCCAGGAGAUGUUUACGUCAUCCGCAGGACGGAACCCUUACCUGACAACGACCAGAGAAUAAUAGAAGAUCACACGUACAGCGGGAAGAACAACACCCUGAUGUACAAACAACAAGACACGCUAGAGUUCAGGUGUCACCUCGACCUUCACCUCUACCCCUUUGACACCCAGAAAUGCUACCUCGUAUUCAGCGUCCGGGACCUCACCUAUGGCCAGGGCGUUCUUCUCAAGGUAGUGUUCACACCCAGGGUGUCCUUCUCAAGGAAGUGUUCACACCCAGGGUGUCCUUCUCAAGGUAGUGUUCACACCCAGAGUGUCCUUCUCAAAGUAGUGUUCACACCCAGGGUGUCCUUCUCAAGGUAGUGUUUACACCCAGGGUGUCCUUCUCAAAGUAGUGUUUACACCCAGGGUGUCUUUCUCAAAGUGGUGUUCACACCCAAGAUGUCCUUCUCAAAGUAGUGACCACACCCACACCCUGGGAACGUCCACGCCUAGGACGUCCAUCUCAGUGUCCACGUCCACUCUCAGAGUGGUCUUUCUUCAGCGUCCGAACUUAAAACUAAUUCUAUUUUAUUGAAAAAAAGUUAACGUACGA